Saccoglossus kowalevskii is the source of this 1281-nucleotide messenger RNA. Its product is annotated as dimethylaniline monooxygenase [N-oxide-forming] 2-like. The record is from RefSeq and is a predicted model, not a curated record. Lineage: Eukaryota; Metazoa; Hemichordata; Enteropneusta; Harrimaniidae.
AUGUCUGGUAAACGCGUUGCGAUUAUUGGUGCUGGAGUAGCUGGAUUGGUCUCAAUAAAAAGCUGCCUCGAGGAAGGUCUUGAACCGGUUUGUUUCAAGAGACACGAUGACAUAGGUGGUAUUUGGUACUACACAGAACAACUACGCAAAGGCCAAGCAGCUGCCACAUAUGACUCGGUAGUUACCAAUCGGAGCAAAGAAAUGUCAUGCUUCUCCGACUUUCCGUUUCCAAAGGAGUGGCCACCUUUCCUGUCACGUCUGAGAGUACAUGAUAAACCACACUUCCCGUCAUACCCUGGAUUAGAGACCUUUGAUGGAAUUAAGAUACAUUGCAAUGAGUAUCGUGAUUCAAGUAAAGUUAAAAGCAAAAGAUUUCUAGUUGUUGGUGCUGCCUCUACCGCUGGUGAAGUUGCUUGUGAACUCGCGAAAGAUGAUUCUAUACAGGUAUUUUUAAGUAUGCGACACGGUACCUGGGUGAUUCCUCGUAUUGGAGUGCAUUGCAUACCAGAUGAUUUGUGGUUUUCGAGAUCAGUAGUUGACAAAGCAAAAAUUAGUAAACAGUACAUCAAAGACUACAAAAUCGUAGGUUUACAGCCAUUGGAACCGCUAAAUUCCACAUCGUCAGUCAUGAUAAAUGAUGACAUACAACAUCGAAUCAUGCAAGGAAAACUAGUAUCUUUGACAGGAAUUGAGCGAUUUGAGGCAAACUGUGUAACGCUCACAGACGGGUCAACUCUAAGUGAUAUAGACGCCGUGGUCUUUGCCACUGGUUAUAAAAUGGCUUUUCCAUUUCUCAAAAACAGCCUGGUGUUUGAUAAGUCGGAUAAUUUGCAGCUUUACAAACUGCUGUUUCCAGUUGCUGUGCAACAACAACCAGACAGAAUGGUCCUAAUUGGCAUGUUCAAUCCAGAUGGCCCUAUUUUUUCAACCAUUGAACUGCAGGCCAGGUGGGCCGUCAACGUGUUUAUUCGGCGUGCCAAGCUACCAACCGAGGAUACAAUGCGUGUUGACAUCGAGGAAAGAUGCAAAUAUAUGAGAAUGUACCAUGAACUUGCCGAGGAACUUAAUGCAAACCCAUCAUUCUGGAAAAUGUGUAUUUCUGAUCCUCGGUUAGCUAUUGCGUGCUGGUAUGGACCUCAGACCCCGUAUACGUAUCGCUUACAGGGGUCGAGAACAUGGGAUGGCGCUCGUGAAGCUAUAUUGUCUAUAUGGGAGAACACUAUAUCGCCAACUAGUUCAUAUGCGAUUGAUAUAGUUUUGGUAGUAUUGAUUCGAGGGUAG